This is a messenger RNA of Acanthaster planci (crown-of-thorns starfish), 2070 nucleotides long. It is a transcript of the gene zdhhc12, whose product is annotated as zinc finger DHHC-type palmitoyltransferase 12. Gene Ontology annotation, molecular function: protein-cysteine S-palmitoyltransferase activity. Lineage: Eukaryota; Metazoa; Echinodermata; Asteroidea; Valvatida; Acanthasteridae. Gene Ontology annotation, cellular component: Golgi apparatus; endoplasmic reticulum. Gene Ontology annotation, biological process: peptidyl-L-cysteine S-palmitoylation; protein targeting to membrane. The record is from RefSeq and is a predicted model, not a curated record.
UAUACCGACGCUGAAAUUUAGAAAACUGGCCAAAGUUAUGCAGGUCUGGAUUCUGCCUCUAAAGCGCUCUCCCCCUUAUAAAGGAUACCGGGGUUAGUAUGGUGCCAGAAAACUCCAUGUCAUCAACAACCUAGCGCUGCUUGGCUCAAAAACGAAGGCAUUUUUAUCUUGUACAUGAUUUUACAACUAACCGGUACCACAAGGAUCAGCAUUUCUGUUGGUAGUACACAGCUGAAAUGGUAGAGUGAGAUGUUGCCAGUGGUCAGAUUACUUUUGCCUUUCAAACCUUGAUAUGCUUGAUAUGACUGGAUGACAUUUAUCUAAAUCAGCUACUACAACAGUCACACCGUGGAUGAAUGUGUUUGUGAGAGGACGGCGGCACCUGACCAUCAUGUCCAAAAAGCUGUUUUGGAAGGUGACAAGUGGCAUGUUCAUUCGGACAUUCCACGUUUCCCUCACUCUGGCAAUCCUGUGUGUUUUCAUCUUCAAAGACACAGCAUUGAGGGAAGCGAUUCUACAAAGAGACAUCCCAUAUGUCCUAGCCUUUGCUACCCUCCUGACCAUAUCCGGUGGGUUGUACUUCCAAGCAAGCCUCAUGGACCCAGGCUUUGUUCCUGUUGACGGAACCAAGAACCGUGCCUGGGAAAAUGAUAGCAGUUCCGAUUCCAAUGAGGAGAAGGAUGACGAGGAGGAUGAAGAUGGUAGGAGCAGCUCCAAAGAUGAGGAGGCGGUGAGGAUGUUGUCAUCGCCAAGGAGACGUGCUGGAGUUAGACUCAGAAAAUGCGACUUUUGUGAGAUAAAACAACCAAUGCGAUCCAAGCACUGCGAAGACUGCAGUCGUUGCGUACGGAAGUUUGACCACCAUUGUCCCUGGCUAGAGAACUGUGUCGGGGAGAGUAACCACCGCUUCUUCUGGCUCUUUCUACUGACUGAAACGACGCUGGUGCUGUGGUCAUUACAAAUAACAUGGGGUGCCUUCCAGUGGAAACACACCCUGACCGAGUGGCUGAAGGCCAACGCCUUCUUCCUCGUCUGCAUCAUCAUCAUCGCCCUGGCCGCGAUGGCCCUGACGGGCCUCCUGUGUUGCCACAGCUACAUGAUGAUCACCAACCAGACCACCUGGGAGUUCAUGUCGCACGAACGCAUCACCUACCUGCGGAACCUGGAGGAGUCAGUCAACCCGUUCGACGAGGGCUACCUGCGCAACUGCGUCAAGUUCUUCUUCUACUGCCCCUACAGGAGGUGGGAGCAGAUGGUGGAGAAGAAGUGCGAGUGCGUCCAUCCGUCAAACUCUGUCUGAAGACAUCAAUUCACCAGUCGUCUUCACCACUUUUUGUCCCCUCGCUUUUCCUGUCAAGGGAAUGCACAACCCUUCACAUAUUUUUCCAUGUCUGAUCGUCAAUUUCAAUCUUUAGCUUUGAAGUGUAUAAGGAGGGAUGAUUGGAUAAAAUCAUCGUUCAGUGGCAGUUUUGGAAUUCAAGAAACUGUAUCUUGAAAGAGAUUCUGGCCACUCAAAAACUGAUCUUGGUUUUAUCAACAGUGAUACUUCCUAAAUUCAGUAAAAAUAAAGCCUAUUAAUUCAUUCCGUGUAUUAAUCUGCCUUUUUAGAUUUUAUCCGAAAAGUUUACAGAUGUAGUCUUUUUUGUUCUUUUAGGGUAGUGUUUUGGAUUAAAGAUAUUUAUGGAGGUCACCCGUACUGAGGAAUAUUUCUAACCUGAACAUACCUUAUUUUCAAGAGGUUAGUUGCAUGAAACUUGUUCAGAGUAUGUUCAAUUCAGUCCUGGACGGUUUCAAGGUGUCGAGCAGUUUCCGUUUCCUAAGCUCAAAGCUUAUGAUUUGUAAAGUCACAGCUAGUUGCUGUAAAUAGCCACUGAAGACCAAUAAAUUAUUUAAAAGUCUGUACAUUCCUUUCUGUAUGUGGUGGUCUGUCCUAUUUGAUAUUUAUUACUGCACUAUUGGUGGCACACUUAGGCCUGAGGUCAUUGUUAUGUACUUCUCUAUACAGUCGAACCUUGUUAAUAAGAGCACUGUUAAUACAAGAGUCUGCUUAUAACAAGGAAAAUCGUAGGU